GUUUGUGAGUUGUGACACAAACCAUCUCUUAUGGCAUAAAAUUCUCGAUAUGAUCAUUUGUAUAACACUGGCACACUGUAGUGUUCACAAGACUUUUUAGAGCAACUAGUACAACAGUUGUUAACAAAAAAAAAAAAGUGUUCAUAAAGGGUUUUGAUUGCCACCAUUUCUCCGAACGACGUCGUUUCGUUAUUGAUAUCUCUGAUUCAUUGACUGUGUGCGCGAAUCUGUGCAAGAGAAUUAGGGAAACACGUCUAAAAACAGGAAGAAAGAGCAGAGAGGAAAGGAAGAUGGAGAAAGAGAAGGAGAGUGUGAGCUUGGAAGGAGGGAAAGUGAUACUUGUCCCUUACAUGAAACAACAUGUUCCCAAAUACCAUGAGUGGAUGCAAGACCCAGCUCUGCUUCAAGCCACCGGCUCUGAGCCCCUCACUCUCGACCAGGAAUACCAGAUGCAGCUCACCUGGACCCAAGACCCCAACAAGCAGACUUUCAUUGUGUUAGAUAAGCAAUUGGUGGUGGGAGAGUUCAAACACGGAGAGGCCCAUGUGGAAGCCAUGGUAGGUGAUGUGAAUUUAUAUAUGAAUGACCUGGAUGAUCCCCAAAUGGGAGAGGUUGAAAUAAUGAUAGCUGAACCCAAAAGUCGUGGUAAAGGACAUGGGAAGGAAUCUGUCUUGAUGAUGAUGGCAUUUGCAGUUGUGAAUUUGGGGAUUCACAUCUUCCGUGUUAAAAUUGGAGAAUCAAAUGGUGCAUCUCUUAGCUUGUUCCAGAAAUUGGGAUUUGAGGAGACUUCUCGUAGUGAAAUCUUCAAAGAGGUGACAUUGGAGCUAAAUGUAACAAAGGCCAAGCAUGAGGAGCUGCUGCGUUUGAUGGGUAGCUUGGUUAUGCAUACCUAACUGUCAAUAACCUACCUAUUCAGGUUACUUUCGCAUACCAUUAUCAAAUCAACUGUCACCCUAGUGCUUUGUAUGCCAAAAGGGUUUGAGGUUGCUAGACUGAACAGGCUACACAUAAACAUUAGGGCUAAACUAACAUUUAAUCCCAUAUUGAAGAUCAAUCUAACUUGUCUGUUACUUCUCAUAUCCAUUUUCACCCUUUUUUAAUUUACUUAUUUUCUUACUCCUGCUGGUCCUGUUUGCUAUUGUUGUAAUCUUCUUAUCAUCUGGAGAAUCUAGUCACAUUUUAUUGUAUUUGGUAAAAACCUUUUGGUGUUUAUAAUAGACAUUAGUGUGAUCCAGAGUGUUACGCA
Messenger RNA from Rosa rugosa (rugosa rose), 1246 nucleotides. Its product is annotated as GCN5-related N-acetyltransferase 9. NCBI's taxonomy places the organism in Eukaryota, Viridiplantae, Streptophyta, Magnoliopsida, Rosales, Rosaceae. Gene Ontology annotation, molecular function: N-acetyltransferase activity. The transcript is spliced from 6 exons. Gene Ontology annotation, biological process: protein acetylation. The coding region runs from base 291 to 893 and encodes 200 amino acids. The record is from RefSeq and is a predicted model, not a curated record.